Molecule: messenger RNA, 1655 nt
Organism: Trichogramma pretiosum
Lineage: Eukaryota; Metazoa; Arthropoda; Insecta; Hymenoptera; Trichogrammatidae
Product: probable tubulin polyglutamylase TTLL2
Exons: 9
Coding region: 20-1630 (536 amino acids)
Biological process (GO): protein polyglutamylation; microtubule cytoskeleton organization
Cellular component (GO): cilium
Molecular function (GO): tubulin binding; tubulin-glutamic acid ligase activity
Source: RefSeq, a predicted model, not a curated record
GAGCAGUUAAGGAAGCGGCAUGACUACGGAUCGACAGGGCAAUGAUGGUCCCUUCGUUUUUAGGCUCAAUGAUAAUGGCAUUGGUCCGAACUUACUUGUUCAGGUUUGCACGGAGCGAGGUUGGCGAGAGUACUCUGGAGAUAAUAAUUCCUUCAAAGAUCGCUGGAAUUUAUGGUGGAAAUCUGGUGGGUUUCCACAAAAUCAUUACAAAUCUUUGUUACCGUGGCAGUUCAUUAAUCGCAUACCCAAAGGAAAUUCUAUCUGCAGAAAAGACAGUCUCGUAAGACUUUUGAAAUGUAUGAAAAAAGUUCAUGGUAAUAUUUAUGAUUUCAGUCCUCUAGCUUUCAAUCUCCCAUCGGAGUACACGAGGCUGGCCGCAAACUGCAGUCGCUUCGAACGGGAUGAAAGAAUAUGGAUUUGUAAACCAGUUGGACAAAGUCAAGGGAAAGGCAUAUUUUUAUUUCGAAAACUGAGCGACUUGACCUACGAUAGUUUUGCCGUGGUGCAAAAGUACAUCGAAAAUCCCUUGUUAAUCGGUGGCUACAAAUUCGAUCUCAGACUGUACGUAUGCGUACCAUCUUAUCGACCAUUGGCCAUUUAUCUUUACAAAGAUGGAAUCGCAAGAUUUGCGACGGAAAAAUUUUCCCUCGAAGCUAUCGAUGAUCCUUUUCGGCACCUCACAAAUUUUUCACUCAAUAAACUGGGACCAGGUUAUUAUGAAAAAAAAGAGCGAGUCGGUGCCGGCUGCAAAUGGACGUUCCGGCGACUCCGACGUUAUCUCGGCCAAUCAGGCUACUUGGAUUGGUUUUUGUGGCAAAAGAUUGCCUGCAUAGUCACCUUAACUGUUCUCAGUCAAGCAACUGGAAUUCCAAAGUCACCGAAUUGCUUCGAAUUUUUCGGAUUUGAUAUAUUGAUCGAUGAAAACUUGAAGCCUUGGCUUCUUGAGGUGAACGUGAGCCCAGCAUUGGGUAACGAUUGCGAAGUUGACUGCGAAGUGAAAAAACCGCUACUGCACGAUUUAUUUGACUUGUUAGGAUUACCAGUUUGCAACACUGGUUUAUCGCUUUUCACAAUAUGGGCAGCUAAUACCAUCGGCGAUGAUGACGAUGAAUCCGAGAGCGAUAAAAUUUAUCAGCAAAAUAAAUUUUUGAAAAAAAAGUAUAAAACUUCUCGAGAUCCAAUAAGAAUAAUUAACUACUGUCAAGAUAACCGAACUAUGCAGAACUCAGAUACUUACCCUGAAAUAUCGAGGUAUAAUCAAUUCUUUGAAGAAAAAAAUCCGCCACGACGUGGAAGUUUGAAGCCUCAAAAUAAUAAAGACGAACCACCGAUUUGCAUGUGGGAGCAUGGACGCGACUGGGCUAACCCGAGUAAAAAAGAGGGCUCAUGGAUUCGAGUGUGUCCAAUCUUAUCACAAACUUCGGGAUCGGCGAGCGUCAACUCAAGAUUUUCCGAAUUUCCCAAGAUAGUUGAAAAAGAAGUGAAAAAUUAUAUUCUGUGUAUUCAAAAAUAUUUGAAAACUGCCAAAGAUGUACACCGAAAAUAUGGUGCAGAGGGCGAUGAAAAAUGUAAUGAAAUGUUACGCGCUGUUCUUGAUUUGGAAACCGAAAUUUGGCUUCCCCAUAAGUGAUUAUUUCGUUAGAUAAAAUAGGCUU